This is a messenger RNA of Puccinia triticina, 1020 nucleotides long. RefSeq lists its product as uncharacterized. NCBI's taxonomy places the organism in Eukaryota, Fungi, Basidiomycota, Pucciniomycetes, Pucciniales, Pucciniaceae. Gene Ontology annotation, molecular function: protein binding. The coding region runs from base 1 to 1020 and encodes 339 amino acids. Gene Ontology annotation, cellular component: exomer complex. The transcript is spliced from 7 exons. The record is from RefSeq and is a predicted model, not a curated record. Gene Ontology annotation, biological process: Golgi to plasma membrane transport.
AUGAGCGACCACCUCAAGGACGUACCCGAAUUUUUCGAGGUCGAACUAGGAGAAAGUUUAAUUUCGCGUACCGAGUUUUUGACGUCCUUCAGAGAACUAGGCCCGCCAGAUCUAUGUCACCUCAUCAAGACCACCAGCAAGCCUGGCUCAAAACCGCCGACAACCACCAAUGGCGUCGAGCGUGAUUUGGGGAGCUAUCAUUAUGUUAGUGGGGCCGAUGCUAGCAGUAGUGCCAGCUUGGCAGCUUACUUAGUGGACGUUCGAGUGGAAGUGAAGAUCCCCGGAGGGGUCGAUGCCUAUCUGAUCGAUUUACGGGGCGAAAAACAUGAACCCACCCCGGUGAUCUGGACUGAAACAUACGUCUCGGCUAUCUUGAGAGCGAUCCUAUACGCCGACGACCCGAAUUACAGGCUGGCCGGCUUCAGGAAAAUCGAUCCCAUCACGACGCCCGAGGGCGAACAAAGAUUCUUACGGGCUGUCCAGGAGAUCUUUUUCAAAGGAUGGCAACUAGGCAGUGAUCCGGAGAUUCAAGUGGCGACUGUGAUCUCCAAUCACCUCACAACAGGUAUCAUGAAAUAUUUUGGCGAUGGUUUUCGAUGGGGACCAGCAGUCAAUUUGUUCGAGAAACUAGCCGUAAAGGAGGUCGAGGUAGCUGCUCUGUUAGCUCAGGCUUAUUUGGGAAUGAAUGAGGAAGUAAAAGCAGUCCAGGUCUUGCAUCGUGCACUUGAGGACAUGCCCCAAUCAUACGCUCUGCUUCAUGUCCAAUGCGACUUUCUCAGAUCCAAAGGAGGACAGUACACGGAAUGGGCUCUCAAACUAGCCAGACAAGCGGUCAACUGUGCGCCGAGUGAAUUCAUCACUUGGGCAAAGCUUACGGAAGUUUAUAUUGAACUUGGCAUUGCUCACCCUGAAUUCUUGUCCGAUGUUUACCUACAACGAUCGAGAUUUGCAUCGGAUGCCAACGCCCUCACGCAGUCACUUACCCAUCAAAACAUUUAUCGCAGAGUCCCAAAUCCUUGA